AUGCUGCGCGUUUGGAAGAUUACCGGAGUGGAGCUGGCUUCUUUGGCACUGGAGGAGGUGACGGGCGUGAGGACGUUGAAGAAAUGCCUGCGUGAUCGGCAUGGUUACCCCGUAUGCCUCCAGCAGUUGCUCCAAGACGGGCAAGUGCUGCUGGAUGAUGCUCUCCUCCAAGAGUCUGACGACCUUGAUCUGCAACUGGUACUGCGUCCGAGCCCGGACGAAACCAUGGCUGCGCGUGAGCUCAGCUACGCGGCCCAGGCAGGACAUGUCCAGGUCGCGCGCCUGCUGCUUGAGUCCGCAGACCAGGGUUUCAGAAACCGAUGCGUCCUCACGGCUUUGGUUCUCGCGGCUGACGGAGGUCACAUGGAGAUGGCGGACAUGCUACUGGACGUGGGAGCCCUGAGGAACUCAGAGGUUCUUUGGGAGAACAAACAUGCGGACAAGAAUGGGGCAUAUCGCAGAGGAAUUCGGGGCAGCCAUCAUGCAGAUAUGCAGCAAUAUCUCGUGGAGACCGGUGCAGAUAAAGCCUUGUUAAGCUCUGGUUGCACACCUCUUGCACGAGCAUCGGCGAAAGGCCACCUUGAGAUGUCGAGACUGCUGGUGCAAGCUCGUGCCGAUCAGAACCUCCGCGACGGCUCUGGCCAAGGCCCUCUGCUGCAUGCGUGUGAACAUGGCCAUCUUGCUGUUGCGGAUUUCUUGUUGCAACGACGGGCAGCGCCAAACAUGAAGGGAAGGUCGCAAACGCCCUUGUCGCUGGCAGCUGAGAAAGGCAAUACAGAGCUGGCCCGGCUGCUGUUGGCUGCCGGUGCCCAGCCAAAUGCAGACACACAGUUGCGCAACUCCAACGCACCUCUGAUGUCCGCAUGCCGGAAAGGUCAUGCUGAGAUGGUAAGCCUGCUGCUCGAAGCUGGUGCCGACAAGAACGCCAAGGGAGGUUGGUCAAUGAGUUCACCACUAAUUUGCGCAUGCGCGGCAGAGCGACGCCAAGGUGAAGUUGUGCGUCUGCUGUUGGAAGCUGGCGCGGACAAAGAUCUCACGAAGGAGGAUGGUCGAACUGCGCUGAUGUCCGUUUGUGUUGUAGGCUUCUCAAGUAUUGCGCGGUUGCUUCUGGAAGCCGGUGCUAAUGCCAACUUGCAAGAUAGUGCUGGCAACAGCGCUUUGAUUUUGGCUUCCGAGAACGGAUAUGAGUCGAACGUGCGCCUUCUGCUGGAAAUGGGUGCUGCCAGGGACUUGCAAAACAAGGAGGGCGAGACAGCCCUCUUCCGUGCAUCACACCGGAACCGCCCUGAGACUGCAGCUUUACUUCUAGACGCUCGUGCAGACGCAGACAUGGAGACGUCUGCUGGCCAGACGGCUCUACUCUGCGUAAUGCGAAGCUGGUGGGAUUGUUGUUGGCUGCAAAGGCUGACAUGGAGGUACAGGACGCCGGCGGAACAGCUCUUGUCCACAGCUGUGACAGAGGUCAUGCGAAGGUCGUCCGCUUGCUCGUGGAGGCUCGUGCCAAUCUGGACCACCCUGACUCUCGAGGCCAGACGGCUCUCCUUCGCGCGUCUGGUCAUGGCUAUCCGGAGACCGCGCGACUGCUGUUGGAGGCCGGCGCCAACACGGAGGUAUCGGACAAGCGUGGUUUAA
Molecule: messenger RNA, 1632 nt
Organism: Symbiodinium sp. CCMP2592
Lineage: Eukaryota; Dinophyceae; Suessiales; Symbiodiniaceae
Source: the annotation of a GenBank genome assembly